AUGGUGCACAUCCGAGUGCGCGACGAGCAGGCUGCCAGUGCAAAGUGGUGUCCGAAAAAGGACCAGGCAGGGAACGACCUGCAGGACAGCCGGUUCCCUAAAGCCUUUGCGGUCACAUGCACUUACAAGACGGGCGUUAGGACGGGUCGGGACCUUCCUGUCCUGGCCACAAGCCCAACUUCGCAGCGUCUGCCAGUGGCGCCGCCCCUCCUCCUCCACCGCCGCCCACUGGCACACCGUCGCUGGCCACAACCACUGGCAGCCCUCAGCCUGACAAUCCCCCGCCCGAGAAGCCCGGGGUCCCUAGUACUACCGCCAAGUGCGUCGCCCAGCACCGCGCACCCCGACGCGGUAGUUAGCCAAAACGCGACGCCGUCGCCCGCCGGCAACGCUGCUCUCUCGGGCAAGCAGAAAGCGCCGAUCGGUGCUAUAAUUGGCGGCAUCCUCGGGCCGCUGUUCCUCCUGCUGCUUCUCGCAGCCGGCUUGCUCUGGUGGCGGCGCAAACAGCGCAAACAGGAAUCCGAGUGGCGCCGCUACCCCCCGCCCGCGCCGUCCUUCCAUACAUACACGUACACCGGUACGGAAAGCGACUUCAUCCGGUCGCAUUCAGAGCUGCUACACAGCCAUGCCUCUGCGGUGGAGAACCUCCCCGGGCCGCCCCCGUCGUAUGCUUCUCACCCGGCGUCUGCUCGGCCCGGACGAGUGCGCAGCGCAAGCACGUAUUCGUAUCCCUUUGCGGGCGACUGGCGGGAGGACGCGAAUAACUUGAAGCGCGCUGCGACGACGAGGGAGAAGGAGCGCGAGCUUCAGUUCGUAUAUGAGUAA
Messenger RNA from Mycena indigotica, 825 nucleotides. RefSeq lists its product as uncharacterized. The coding region runs from base 1 to 825 and encodes 274 amino acids. Lineage: Eukaryota; Fungi; Basidiomycota; Agaricomycetes; Agaricales; Mycenaceae. The transcript has 6 exons. The record is from RefSeq and is a predicted model, not a curated record.